Molecule: messenger RNA, 6941 nt
Organism: Magallana angulata
Lineage: Eukaryota; Metazoa; Mollusca; Bivalvia; Ostreida; Ostreidae
Product: centrosome and spindle pole associated protein 1-like
Exons: 61
Coding region: 282-5999 (1905 amino acids)
Biological process (GO): positive regulation of cytokinesis
Cellular component (GO): microtubule; spindle pole; centrosome
Source: RefSeq, a predicted model, not a curated record
CGUGAAAAGUCGUAACCCGCUCUAUUUCCUGUUCAAGUUGGUUCUCGCUUAUUGACAAAUAUUAAAACCUUUAGUAUCGGUAAUUAAUGCUAAAGUGUAAACAGAAUAACCAAGUUUUGAAUACUAAUAACACAAUCCUACCAAAAAUGUAAAAAAUUGUUUGACAGUGCAUCAGAUGAUGUAAACAAACAGAGGAAAACACGGGUUGCUAUAAACGCCAUUGCUGCAUGGUUCAAAAUCUUUCACCGAAGUAAAGAACCAAACAAAUUUUGUAGGACACAAUGGCAGCUGCUGUUGAGAAUGAUAUUGAGGAAUUUAUUCGAAACCAGAAAGCAAAACUGCAGCAGGAGAGGCAGUAUCUGUCGGAGGAGGAGAGAAGUGAUAAAAGGGGGCGUAGACAGUGGGGAAGACCAACAGAAACACAUUAUGCUAAUGAGAGAGAAUCUCCAGGUGGUCUACCACUUACAAAUGAAAAAGCAAAAUCUAAGCAACAGCAGUUGAGAGAGGAAAGAAAGAGAGAAUAUAAUGAACUCUUAAACAGGAAACAGAAUAAAACCAACUCUAAAGCACCUGAAAAUAACAAAGAGCAGAUCAUAGAUAUUCCCACAGAAAAGGACAACGAUCCUACCCAUCAAAACGGGACAGACAGUAACAAUAACACACAGCAGCAUCAGACAGGAGGACUUCAACAACAGAGUCCCAGGAAACCGGACUUGGACUAUAAUGAGAUUGAGCGCAAGUUCCAAGAACAGAAGAGGCGGGAGUUUAAUGAAUAUGUAAAUAGACCAAAAUUCAAGAAAGCUCCCACCCCACCUCAGUCAGGGAUGAAGUUUGGAGAAUAUGAAGAUUUUAGAAAAAGGGUGGAGCAGCAGCGAAAAGAAGAGUACCGGUCAGAGCUAGAAAAGCAAACUCUGGAACAAGCCAUGAUCAGGGCUCAAGGAGAUAUACCACGGAUAGGCACAAAGCCCAAUAUUUCUCAGGAAGAAUUAAACAAUAUCGCUCAAGAAAAACAGAGACGAGAUCUCCGAGACAAAAUGGUGGAGGAUAAAAGGAUCAGGGAAUUUGAGAGGAUGCUGCAUAUGUCUCAUCAUGAUGAGAGACUGACGGAUUACAUGGAGCAGGAGAGGAAUAGAAUUAUCGAAGACUAUCCACUUAGGGAACAAGAUAUUCUAGCCAUGUUUCAAAGGCAGAUAGAGGAAAAAGAGAGAAGGAAGCAAAAUGAGGCACGAGAAAGAGAAUUAGAGAAAAAACAAUUAGAAUUUGAGAGGAAACUGGAUCAAAAUUACUCGCAAGAUAGAAAUGAUUUUGGUUUCCAGGGUAGGAAUGCUGCUCGUUCUGAGCCCCCUCCCCCUGGGCGUAGAGGUGACCAGUAUGAUGCCCCCAGACAGCAGUCAGAGUAUGCCCCCCCUCGCAGGGGGGCUCGCUCUCCACCCAGACAGGACUACUCUCCCAGACAGGAAGAACGUGAAGGAUUCACAGAGCGACUCCACAAGAUAUAUGAGGAUGAGAGGCGACAGGAUUACCAGAACCAUGUACAACAGUCGGAAUCUGAUCCUCCAUUCAGUCAUAGACUAGGUGGAUAUGAAACACAUAGGAACAAGCUGAAAACUCAGAGAAUCCUAGAGACCCAGCAGCAUAUGGAGGAGAGAAAUGCUCAAGCCACAAAUCGUAGCUGGAAUGAACCAGAGGACACGGAGAGUGGCCUCCCUUUGGGUAAUGACUUUAACCAUAAACAGAAGAUGGAGGUCCAGAGAAAUCGAGAGUAUAAUGAAUUUCUGAAGAAGAAAUAUGAUAAAAACAGAGCCCCUGCAGGAAAACAAAGGGGUAGUACUCUCUCCCUCGGACAAUACGAGGACGAGAAGAAAAGGUUACAACAAGAGCGACAACGAGAGUACCGAGAGCUGAUGGACAAGCGUGUCUACUAUCAUUCCAUGAAGAGAAAGGAUAAAAACAAGCUGCCGUCACUACGAAAUAACGCAAAGAUAAGGCAGCAUCCGUUAGUAGUGUACCGGGAACAGGUUAAUGAGCUGUUAAAAUCUCUUGAUGAAAUCGAAGAGAAUGAGGUACCUGAAAAUGUUCUCAGAGAGUACAUUAAAAAAAUUAAACAAAAGAAAAACUUAAUAGAGGAAAAUUACCGUCUGCAGCAACAGAAAGAACAAGAACGGAAUAGAGGGCGACGUGGGGAGCCCACAAGAUCCAAAUCUCCGGAUAACUUCUUCUCUGGUUUCGGAAAACAUGAUGAGGAGCGAAAUAAACUCAACGUGGAGAGAAAGAAGGAAUACAACCACAUGCUGGCAGAGGAGUUACCACGGCGAGGGCGACCCAGGGACCCACCCCAGGAGCGAGAAGAUACCCCACCCAGAGAACCUGAGAUCUACGAGGCCAGUUUACAUGGGCUCAGACAACAUGAUUCAGCUGAGGUACGGAAGAAACAAACAAGAAAUGAUGAAUACAAUGAUUUUCUGAAGCAGAAUAGAGAGAAGGAGAAACACAAAUAUGACAAGCAGAAAUACGGAGAGUCGAAUCCAAGAGGCAUUAGAGAUCGACCCUCCUCUGAACCCCAGCCAACGGAUGGAAUCUAUGCCACACUGCCUGGGUUACAUUACAACGGCUCGGCCGAGAAAAGAAAGAUUGACGUUAGAAAUAAAGAGUACAACGAAUUUUUACGAAACAGUCAGGAAAAUCUGUCUAGAAGAAGGGGAGGUAACAGACCCCCUCCCGGGCCCCGCCGGGGCUGGCAGUCCCCAGGCAAUGAUGACGGGAGGGACCGGAGACGGAGAGAAGAACCUGCAUAUAGGCAAGAUGAUCGUGACAGAAGACUAAAGUCUUAUAACAGUGAUGGGGCCAUUAAUAGAGCGGGAAAUGACAGACGCUAUGAUGAUGACGAUGAUGAUGAUAGGAGAGGACGGUACAGGUCAGAUCGUAACCGUGAUAAAGGCAUACUUGAUGACGACAACUGGCUCUCUGCCCGUCGAGAACCGGAAGACGAAUACCAAAACCUGAUUAAGCGAUUAAGAGGUGACACUGAGGAACCUAACCCCCCUAGACAGCGGGGCAGAGCUCCACCCAACAGAUCCCCACCCCCAGACAAGGAAGAUAUGGCACGCGCCAAUUAUUUCGCCACUCUGCCUGUGGGUGUACGAUCAGGCGGAAAUGAUAGAGAAAGUGCAAAUGCUCGGAAGAAAGCCCGAUACAGGGAAGAGCUUCAGUUACAGAUGAGAGAAGCCGAAGCUGCUCGCAGAAGAGAGAAAGUUGAAGAGUUACGGGUCAAUGCCUCAGGACUUCUGGAUCCAGAAAAAACACCCAAACGACUCACCUACCUGGGAGAACCAAAUCCAUCACCGAGACGAAAUCUCAAAAGUCCAGAAGUUAGACCUUAUCACACGAGAUUCGACCUAAGUCCAAGGGGUCAAGGCAUUGAACCAGAGAGCAGUGGGGGGUAUACUCCUAGGGAACGCGGUCGUACCCGAGAGAGACGACCCAGAGAAAGGAGCGGCGGGAUUUUGGAUAUCGGAUUCGAUGGAUUAUUGGAUCAGCCAAGGAGAGGGGGAGCAUCACAAGUUCCCCCUGGACUCCAGUACCAGCCGUCUCUUUUAGAUUUUUCCAGUUUAGACAGAUUUGCAGACCCCAACAUUGAACGCACAAGGACGUAUGUGACUGGCGGUGGGUCUGGAGGCCUCAAUCAGCCGUACAGUUCCAUCGACGAGGCUUACCAUUACUACGGCAUGAAGAACCCACUGGAACCUGACAACAGAAAAAGAAACCCUAAUGGUGCCCCACCCCCCUUAGACUUGGGAGGAGGAGGCGGAGGAGGAUAUGAUCGACCUUACAGGGGUUCCCCACGUGUUACCUUUGAUGAUUCUUCUAAAAAAUAUGGCAUCUUAAAAGACGAGAGAUAUGAGAAAAAAGAUGAAAUAGUUCAAACUUUCGACCAGAAAGAUGAGACUGUUCAGACGAUUGAGAUAACCGUACCUCCACCUCCAACGACAGCUAGAGCCAGGGACCGAAGUAAAGAGCGGAUCUCUCCCUACCAGUUCCCCAGCGACGACGACUUGCGCAGCCGGUCCCAGAACGAUAAACGCUCGUACCAGGAAGAACUAGACAGACAGAUUCAGGAGAAGCGUUACAGAAAGCAGCGAGAGAAGGAGGAACAGGAGAGAUAUGAGAAAAAAUUGGAUGAUGAGAUUAGGAACUAUAAUCCAUUUGGAAAAGGAGGAGGAGGGGCCCCACUGAGGGAUAAUCAGGGAAAUAUUGUUGCUGAUUUACGGGCAAUGCACCAGGAUCCAGAAACAGCACGGUCAACAGCUCGGGCAACUCACGAAUCGCCCCGAUUCAGGGCUCCCUCAUCUCCCAGAGAUGACCUGAUAGCUCCCCCUCCCGAUCAGAUAGACGCUUCAGGGGAUGUCACUCAUGCCAGGGGAGGGCAUGGAAUAUUUGGUCAGCCAAAGACAGAACAAGAAAAGACACAGUCAGACCGUUACAAAGAUGAACUCAGAAGACAGAUUGAAGAGAAAAAGCGACGAGAACAGAUUGAAAAAGAAAAGGAAAGAAUAGAAGAAGAGAAAGAAAACCGAAGACUGGAAGAGCAGAGACUCAGGAUACAGAAGGAGUACGAAGAAGAGCAGAGGAAGAAGAGGGAGAAGGAGGAGGAGACACGGAGAAGAAAUGAAGAGCUUCAGCAGCAGGCUGAGGCAAAGAAGAAGGAGGCAAAGAGGAAGAGGCAGGAAGAAGAUGAGAGGAGGACCCAGGAAAAACGUGACCAGCAGGAGCGAGAGCGCCAGGAGAGACAGGAGCCUCGGGGGUCUUCUCCCCCCGUCCCCGCUGUCCGGACCGCCACGGAGCAGAAACCAGACUACGCGGAAGGUACCUCACUCUCAAUUGACUUGGCUCGACCGAGUCACUUCCGAUCCAAUUCGGUUCGACUUGGAAUAGACUCACCAGACAAUUUAAAUCUCAAAAAAUCAUAUGGAAUCUCGACGUCCGAAGACACACGUAAAUCUCCACCCAUCCCAGCUUUACGGAGAGAACCUUCUCCCUUGGUUGAGUCUUCCAGACCUCCCCCACAGCCACCGUCCAGAGCUAACAGUUCUGAUGUACUGAAAGAGCUGGCUUCUAUGAGAAAACAACUACAGAGUGAGAGGAAACGGGUGGAAAAUGCACUGGAAACUCAGAGGAAUGAACCAGAUGUUUUUGACCCCAGAAUGGUUCAAAGACCAGCUCCUAAGGAGAUAGAUGUGUUUGAGAGGGCGCGUCAGGGAGAGCCUGCCCCAGUCCGCACAGAAAACCUUAACCCAAGGAACAUACAGGAGUUUAACGAACUCAAAUACAAAAAUGACACAGAAUCUCGGAAAGCUUUCCGUAGCAUGUUCCCUGAUGCUCCGACUUCCAGCGAGACGCUGGAAGCUCAACAAGACGCCUUGCUCAGGCAUCAGGAGGAUACACUCAAGUCAAUGAAAGAAACAAUCACGGUGGAGGACAAGUGUAAUAAGUGUGGGAGAGAGGGGGUGGCAGUGAUCGACAAAAAGGCCAAGGACAGAGACUUAUUUUCAGGUCUGGGGGCUCCGCCCUUGACAACACGCCAGGGCACGGUCAGUCCGCGCUCCAUGCUCAACUCAAACAGUGCAUUUAUAGAUGUUGAUGGGUUGAACCACUUCCCAGAUGACUUUGAAGAUUUGCCCAAGAGAAACGAGUCUGCUCGAUACCGGAGACGUGAGCGAGUCACACUCAGUCCACGAGUGGAUAGUGUAGGAUAUAAUCCACCAGAGAGUCAGCCCCUGAAUCCAUUUGGCUCCACAGCGAGUCUGGACGUGGACAGAAUUCAGCGCAAGAAUGAUGCUCGCCUCAGGAGGCUGCACCAGUUGAAUGCUGAUGAGGUUUCUUUGGCCGACCCUGAUGACAUUCUAGACAGAUUUAUGGCCAAACAGAGAUAUAACAGACCACCGUCCGGACAGACUUUACAGGACGACACCUGGUUACGCCCGGCCAGUAAAGCUAUCUAAAGACCGCCUCUCUUGUCUCCAUAGUGAUAAUCACCUCCCAUCAUGCAUCCACCAACCAAAUCUUCCUUGUAGUGUUAAUAUUACAAGAACAUAUAUCAUCAAGUGUUUGAUCCGUCCAAACAUAGAAAACUCUCCACAGCUUAAGUUACUCCUCUUUGAAGAAAGAGAUAUCAAGUUUACUGGAUGACCUACAUUGUAUAUAUAUUUUAUAGAAUUAUAUUAUAGUGCUAUGAAAAAAAUAACUUUGAAACGUAUGAAUUUCAAACUUUAUUGACAUAUCACUAUAGCAAGCCAGAUGAUUUUCUACUUGCACAGCUGUUUUUAUUAUUCCAUAAAAAUGGCAGCCUUUAUUUAUUAUUUUUUAAGAGCAAAACUGUGAUAUAUGUCAGCGAUGAAUUAAGGUGUGCGAUUCUUCCAUCCUUGAUUUCAGGGUUUAGCCAGUGAAUUGUCUAGUCGUUAGUUGACAUUUGCCGCCAUACAAUGUAGUUGUUUUGUGAUAUACUCCACAAUAUGACAUAGCUACAUAUCCUAUAAAACUGAAAGAAAAUGAACUCCAUUAAACUGUUAUUAGAUUAUGUUAUAGGACCUUGUCUUUAUAAAGCUUAUUGUUAGAGGCUGCAUGAAUAUUCAGGUUUUCGUAAUUUCGCCUGAAUAUUUCUUGUAAGCAAAUCAUGAUGUAGAAUUUUUUAAAUCCUAACAGACUUGCGGUAUUGAAAGAAUAUUGAUUUAACAACUCUGUGUGGGCUGUAUGAUGAUAAACAGCCAUGUUUUAGUCAUGUCACUAAACUGUUGUUAAAGUUGUUGUUGAAAUUAACUCCAAAUUGUUUUAGAAAGACAUGUUACAUGUAUGUAUAUGUAAAAUAUAAGAAUUAUAACUAUACUUAUAUUUAUAUUUGCAAUUUGCACAUGGAAAAAUGAAAUAAAAUGAAUUACAGAACUGUA